Talpa occidentalis (Iberian mole) is the source of this 3194-nucleotide messenger RNA. It is a transcript of the gene CUNH3orf18, whose product is annotated as chromosome unknown C3orf18 homolog. The record is from RefSeq and is a predicted model, not a curated record. The transcript is spliced from 5 exons. Lineage: Eukaryota; Metazoa; Chordata; Mammalia; Eulipotyphla; Talpidae. Bases 352 to 840 code for a protein of 162 amino acids.
UCUAGUCCUGGCUCAAACUGGAGAAGCCAGCGCUGGCGGCUGCGGGCGGUGAACGACAGCCGGCCCUGGCCGCGGCUCGGAGCCUUUACACGGAAGGCGGCCCUCGGGUCGGACCCGCCGCCCACUACCCCCCGCUUGGGGGUUUCCCCUUUCCCUGACCUCCUGCUGGUCGUCAUCACCCCUAGCCUCUCCGACUGAGCUCUGCGCCCCAGAGAGGAUUAACACCCCUAUCCAAGGAGGUAGCUACCUGCAUGGGCAGGGGCCACUGACUGGGACACUCCUGAUGCAGAAGUGAGUGGCAGGCUGACUGACCACAGGCAGUCUCUCAGCCAGGGUCUUCUCAACGUCAGUAUGAGCUCCAAGAUCCAAUCUGCUAGGGACUGGUUCAGCAGCCAACCACCCACAUCUCAGCCUGACCUGGAGCCUGCCACGGAUGCGCCAGCCUCUGAGACCACCACCCUCAGCCCAGAAACCACCAGCUUUAAUGACACCAGAAUCCCUGAUGUGGCUGGUGGCACAGCUGGAGUGGGCACAAUGCUUCUGUCCUUUGGGAUCAUCACAGUGAUUGGCCUGGCUGUGGCCAUGGUUUUUUACAUCAGGAAGAAGAAGAGGCUAGAGAAACUCCGCCACCAGCUCAUGCCCAUGUAUAACUUCGACCCCACGGAGGAACAAGAUGAACUGGAGCAGGAGCUGCUGGAGCAUGGGCGGGAUGCUGCCUCUGUGAAGGCUGCCGCCUCUGUGCAGGCCAUGCCGGGCAAGACCACUCUCCAAGCUCAGGGCCCGCUACAGAGACCCAGCCGGCUGGUGUUCACUGAUGUGGCCAAUGCCAUCCACGCAUGAGUGGCCUGGGACAGUCCUGGCCCGCUGACAAAGACUCCGCCAUAGUGCCCACGGAGCUGCCCACUCCGUGACGUUAAGACCUACUCUCAGGACCUGCCCUGCGGAAGACCCAGCGGCUCUAAGGACUCACCUACUGACUCUGAGGCUAGGCUGGGCAUCUGGCCCCUGAUGUCCCCUGAUCUGAGGGCCCUGGCACGGAAGGCAUCCUUCAUGCCAUGAAGGUUGAGAGCGCUAUUCCCUUCCUCGUCUCCUGCUGGGACCCCACACAUCAGGGUCUGUUUCUCUGAAGUGGAAGAAAUGGGGGGAGACGUGCUAUGGGAGGUAGAGGGGUUCUCCUCUGUCAGAGAGAGACCUGUCUUUGGAACUGAGGGAGCCUCCUCUUGGGUAGAGAGAAGCAACCACCCAGAUCUCUGGGAUGGGAUGGGGGUGGCUGCCCAAGAGAGGCCCAGGGAUAGAGAUGACACUUCCCAGUAGGUAAGGACAUCAGGAGGAAGGUUGCCCAUACCCAAGAUCAGUCCACAUUACAGAGAUUGCGUGGGUCUCCCCUGGCAUCUGUUGGCUGGGCCCAAGCCAGGAUGGGAGCUGACAGGAAGGAAGCAUGAGAGCAGGUCACAGAAUACCCGGCCUGCUAAAGGCCUCAUGCACGUGCACACAGUGGGGCAGGAUGGACACACCUCCAAGUUGCCUGACCUUGUGUGUGUAGAGAAGCAUCGUACUGGGCCACCUUCUCUGUCUUCUAGCUCAGGGGCUGAAGGGAGAGGGACGUGUCCACUGCAGCUUUUUACUGGGCUCUGAAAGGCAGGUAACCACUUCCAAAUACAUUCCCCUGUCUCGCUGUAUAGUGGGAUCUGGGGAGACAUUGGGAGAGAGGCCAUCUAUCUGAGGGCAGCGGCUACAGGCUGCUGGCGAGUGGAGGGAGUUCUGACAACCUGAGGCUAGCCCCUUAGGAACAGACCUAGGAAACCAGUGUUUCCUCAUGGCAUAGCCCACCCCUUCCUUGUCUUCUCACCCACAGUCCUUGGCAAUCUGCUAAUCUGGGGCAUCGGAAAAGGCAUUCAACCAAGCCAGACCCCAAGAGCUGGGCAUCUUUUCCCCACUGGGUAUGCAUGCACACAGGAGCAUGCACAGAAGCAUGCCACCCCACCCCUGUGCCCAGCCUUGCACCAUUACUGCCCUUGCUGGUUGGGGGGCCAGGGAGCCGCAUGUACAAAUCUUCUGUUGGACAAAUACCACGUGUCAGGAUGUGAGGGCCUCAGAAGCCCGUGUGGGGAAGGUUCUGGACUUAUUUCCUUCUCUAGAUGCUAUAAAUACCUUAGCAAUUGAGCUGACUGGAGGGCUGUGGGUAAUUUAGGAUGCACAGAAGCUGUAAUUUAACUCACAGCAUCUCCAAGUGAACACAUUAAAGAUGUAAUUAAGAUGUUUACAUGAAAAGAGCGUGAGCCUGUGACAUUCAGGGUGUGAAAGCCCAGGAGGGCCAGGAUGGGUGAAGGGCUGGGGGUAGUUGCUUGGAUCCCAGCUAUGAGAUGCAGCCCAGCCUGGUUUUCCUUGAUUUGCCCGGUGGCACAGCUCCAGUCCUGAGUUCAAGGCUGCUCUGGGGUCUUGUGUGUCAACUGCAAAGUGGGCUCGCAAUACCUGACAUCUCCUUGGGUGGAAUGGCCAUGCAAACAGGACCUUGCAGGUCCAGGGAAGGGACAACCCCAAGGCCACAAAACACACAUACUCUAAAUGUCUCUAUGUUUGUAGCCACAUCUAAUGAAAAUGAGGCAGGAGUCAGCAUAGGCCUGGGGUUUGCUCAUGAGAGCCAACUCCCCCAUCCUGUUCAGCUGCACCCUCAACAGGCCUUGGUGUGGAGGGCCUUGGAUCAGGAUAUCUGAGGGGACCCAGAAGCUGUUGGUCUGACAUCCCCACCCUGCUGGUCUCUGAGGGCUCAGGACAGGGGGCCACCAGAGGUGGUCCCAGAGGAUAUGCUUAAAAGGCCAGAGAUGCUGAGAGACACGACAAGAAGUGAGCAUCAGGCACAGGGAGAGGAGGGAGAAAGGAGAGCAUGGAGAGCCCGUGGGUGGGGCAGUGAGAUGAGCCCAGGAGACCAUUCUACCUGGGCCUGGGGUCGCCCCAGCACCUCUCUCCCCUCCUCCUCAGAACUCCUCGGCAGCAGUUUCCACUGUGAAGGGUACUUCAAGGUGGGUUUUUAGCUUGGUAUGGCCUGGCCCCAGGGCCCACAGUCUACGUGGUCCAGGCAAAGCUUGACAUUAAACCUCUGACAGCAGCAUUGCCUGCACCUACUAGGGUGGCCCAAUGUGUUCCAAGUCCCCACAUUGCUAAUUUCUGGCUUCCUUUUAGCCUGGCAGGGGGCU